Messenger RNA from Sclerotinia trifoliorum, 1254 nucleotides. NCBI's taxonomy places the organism in Eukaryota, Fungi, Ascomycota, Leotiomycetes, Helotiales, Sclerotiniaceae. The record is from the annotation of a GenBank genome assembly.
AGUGGUCUAGCCUGUUGAAGUCUUACAAUCAGAAACAUUAUAUUUUUGUUACAACGAAUGAACGAACAUAUGCGAUACGCAUUACAAAGUACGAAGUACACAUUUGAUCCCCCGCACGAGGGUUCAAUAAUCGCACGAUACAGUCAUACAGAAUAAAACAUCUAUCAUGGUGAAAUUCGCAGAUGAUCAAACGGAACAACCUCCACCCAAAAAGGAAACAUGGGAGGAAUUCAAUGCGAAAAUGAACCGUAUUCAAAUGGCCCUCGCAAAACGUGAAGCCAUCGCGGAAAACAUCCUAGCAAAAUACCCUACCGACAGACGCCGUAAGACGCAAGAAGAAAUUGACGCUGAGGAUGCCUUAUGGUUCCCUACGUCAGCUGGCAAUCAACCACUGAAUAUCGAUCCAGCGUUUGCGAAAUUCUUAAAGCCUGCAGCAGAACGUAAUCAGAAAACACUUCGCGACAAAAUGCUCCCUUCGAAAGAGUUGAGAGCUAGUAAAGCGAGAGAUGCUGAGGAGAAGGCUGCGAGUGCGAAGAGGGCUAUGGCAGCUGCUAGUAGUGAUGAGGAUGAAGGUCGAACUGCCUUGGGAAAAGCAAAGAAAUUAAAAACGAAACAUAGUAAAACAAACGGAAGAUGUGAUGAUAAACCAUUGAUCAACAAAGCUCUGCUUGCGCAAGACCAGGCUGAAGAAGGAAAAGAGCUAGUCAAUAAAGCCUUGUUGCUCCAGCUGGAAGAUGCUGAUGAGAGCACGGAGGUUACAUCGAAGAAGUCGAAGAAGAAGAAGAGGAAGAAGUCGAAACAGAAGAAUGCGCUAGCGGAAGAGGAUGAUGAACAAAGUAACGUUGAAAAUAAGUUGCCUGAAGCUCUUGACCAAAUGGAGGUGGACGAAGGAGAUUUCAAUCUGUUCCGCAGCAAGCCUGUCGAUACGAGUCCUAAGGAUAACCCACUUAUCGAUAUCGAGAAAGAUUAUGAGGGAGAUCCUGAGACAGAACAGGCAUCGGAUGAUGAGAGAAAGGCAAGACAAGAAGCGAAGAAGCUUCUGAAAGCCCAGAGGAAGAAACAGAAAAAAGACAAGAGGAGAGAAGAAAGGUUGAAGAUGAAUGUCGAUACGGAGGACUAACAAUGGAUACCAAGCAUAUUUUGUAUAUCGGGUAUGAUAUACUCUUCUAACUGCCGGAAUAUGAAAAUUUUAUUACUUAGUUCCUACAAAGAUAUCUAUAGAAAUCUAACACCGUUCUAUUUUAUCAAAGUCGC